This is a messenger RNA of Indicator indicator, 1191 nucleotides long. It is a transcript of the gene NMUR2, whose product is annotated as neuromedin U receptor 2. Gene Ontology annotation, molecular function: neuromedin U receptor activity. The transcript is spliced from 4 exons. Gene Ontology annotation, cellular component: plasma membrane. Lineage: Eukaryota; Metazoa; Chordata; Aves; Piciformes; Indicatoridae. Gene Ontology annotation, biological process: G protein-coupled receptor signaling pathway. The record is from RefSeq and is a predicted model, not a curated record. The coding region runs from base 1 to 1191 and encodes 396 amino acids.
AUGGCCUGGAUCGGUAAUAUCUCCUGGUUCAAUCACCUUGCUCUACACGAAGAACGUUUCAGGAGUUACUUAAACAGCACUGAGGAUUACUUGGCCUUCCUGUGUGGGCCCAGGAGGAGUCAUCUCUUCUUGCCCAUGGCUUUGGUGUACACCCUGAUCUUCAUCGUCGGGGUGGUAGGCAACUUCUUGGUUUGCCUGGUAAUCCUCAAGCACCAGAACAUGAAGACCCCAACCAAUUACUACCUCUUCAGUCUCGCUGUCUCAGACCUGCUGGUGCUGCUUUUUGGGAUGCCUCUGGAAGUGUACGAGAUGUGGAGCAACUACCCCUUCUUGUUUGGGCCCGUGGGCUGCUACCUGAAGACAGGGCUUUUCGAGACAGUCUGCUUUGCCUCCAUCCUCAACGUCACCACGGUCAGCGUGGAGAGAUACAUUGCCAUCCUCCAUCCGUUCCGUGCCAAGCUGGAAAGCACUCGCAGGCGUGCCCUGAGGACCAUCCUGGUGCUCUGGGUCCUCUCUGUCCUCUUUGCCCUCCCCAACACGGGCACCCAUGGCAUCGUGUCGCAGCAUUUCCCCAAUGGCACUCUGGUCCCUGGCUCUGCUACCUGCACUGUAGUCAUGCCCAUGUGGAUCUACAACUGUAUUGUCCAGAUUACUUCUUUUCUCUUCUAUGUGCUGCCUAUGGGGGUGAUAAGUGUGCUGUACUAUCUGAUGGGGCUAAGACUGAGAGGAGACAGAUCUUUGGAAGUGGAGGAAAUGACUGUGAACGUUCAGAGACCAUCCAGGAAAUCAGUCACCAAGAUGCUGUUUGUCCUUGUGAUGGUUUUUGCUAUCUGCUGGGCUCCAUUCCAUGUAGAUCGACUUUUCUUCAGCUUUGUUGUGGAAUGGACUGAGCCCCUGGCUAAUAUAUUCAACUUAAUUCAUGUAGUGUCAGGUGUUUUCUUCUAUCUGAGCUCUGCUGUCAAUCCCAUCAUUUACAAUCUCUUGUCCCAGCGCUUCAGGAUGGCUUUCCUCAGCGUGAUCUCCCCUUGCUGCAAGCACUGGGCCUCCAAACAUCCCAGUAUCAGGACCCCUGCCCAGCAGAGCAUCAUUUUGAUUGAGGACCACAAUCUCAUCGACUCUGCUGAAGACACAAGUCUGCCUGGCACCCACAGGACAUCAGUCAGCAGUUCUCAGCUCUCUACUGGCCUGUGA